GGAUGAUAGCUGAAGACUUAAUGUGAUACACUCUCUGGGUUUUUAGAAGUAAUUUAAAAUCAAAGAUGCCUUCACAGACAGCUGAAAGAGUUAAUGGCAGUUGUGAAGGCUUUGGAAGUAACUGCAAAGAAAAGAAAAAUAACAGAACCAAUUCCGCACGACCUUUCAACCAACUUAGGUUGAGCUUGCGUAAGAUGAAGUAUCGCUUCAUGAGUAAAGUUCUCAAGAUUGUGGGAACUAAUAAAGAGAAAGCUGAUCUCCACUGGGAUGAGUCAAAGAUGAUCAUCACAGAACUUGCCGCUGAACUGAGUAGAGUUGUCCAGAUCAGCAACAACUUCCUGCUGACCAAAAUGAAUGAGUGUGGAUGUUGUUAAGAGGAGUGUCCAGACUUCAUAGCGCAGUGGGCUAAGGAAGUGAAACAACAAUCACAGAGAGGACAGACAACAGCUUUGGAACUCACAACAGACUGGAGAAGAGAGAAGGCUUGUGAGCAGCAGGUACAAUACAGGGAACAGGUACUGAAGGAAGCCAUAGUGGUCCUGUCUGACUGGGCCCAGACACUCAAAGAGAUGAAAUCGAACUCAGUGUGUCCAGGAGAGGAUGUCUGUUCAGUGCUAGAGGAUCUGGAGAGACAGUGGGACAGCGGGACACUUCCCAGCAUGCUCCCUGUCAUGGACUUCCUCAUCUGGACUGUGCUGCAGCAACAGCCUCACCAGCCCUUUCUACAGGGUUCCAUUGAAAAGCAGUGGCUCAUGUACAAACACAUGUUCAGAAGUAGAGUGGCUCUUAAUCGUAUUCCUGAUACAGUUUGGAGAUGGAUUUUGAAAGCAUCAGCCAAGAUCACUCUGGAUCCAAGCACAGCCAACCCAAAUCUCCUACUCUCCGCGGACAACCAACGACUGACAAUGGGGACGAUCAUUGAGAGUGUCUACAAUCCUUGGGAUCACUGUGAAAUUACAUCAAACAUGUACAGUGGGUGGUGGUGUGUACUGGGGACUGAGGGUUUUACUUCAGGGAGACAUUACUGGGAGGUGGGGGUCAAAGGGAAGUCAGAGUGGAGGAUAGGGGUAGUUAGAGAGUCAGCACCUCGACAUGGUUUUACUCAUCUAAACACACAAACGGGUUACUGGACUCUGCGUCUACAGCUUGGGGAGCUCAUGGCUGUAACCACACCAGUCACUAAACUGACCCAGUGUGUCCCCUCCAAGGUAGGAGUGUAUCUGGAUUUAGAGGAGGGACAGGUCUCCUUCUAUGACGCAGAGAAAAGACUCCAUAUUUACACUUUUUAUGUUGACUUUGAUCUAUCUGAAAAUAUCUACCCCAUGUUUCACACCACAGAGACAAAAAGAGAGCUAGUCCUUCUGGGGAAUAAAUAA
Esox lucius (northern pike) is the source of this 1376-nucleotide messenger RNA. RefSeq names its product E3 ubiquitin-protein ligase TRIM39-like. The transcript has 11 exons. Bases 570 to 1376 code for a protein of 268 amino acids. Gene Ontology annotation, molecular function: protein binding. The record is from RefSeq and is a predicted model, not a curated record. Lineage: Eukaryota; Metazoa; Chordata; Actinopteri; Esociformes; Esocidae.